Molecule: messenger RNA, 2395 nt
Organism: Punica granatum (pomegranate)
Lineage: Eukaryota; Viridiplantae; Streptophyta; Magnoliopsida; Myrtales; Lythraceae
Source: RefSeq, a predicted model, not a curated record
UCCUCUUUCCCUCACAAGAGAACCUACCUCUCACUUCUUCCACUUCCCUUUUAGGAUUUCAAGCUCUUUAAUUGCUUCUCAUGGAGAGAGGUCUAGCUCUAGCUCUAGCUCUACCGGGUUCUCUUCUUCUACUUUGCUUGUCACUGUUACUCCCUCUUCUUGCGGUUUCUCAGGACCCUGGCACCGAGUUCACCUUCAAUGGCUUCAACACCUCAAAUCUUGAUCUUGAUGGAGCCUCCGUGAUCAAGCCCAGCGGCACCCUCAAGCUCACCAACCAGUCGAGUUUUGACAUGGGCCACGCCUUCUACCCAAACUCCUUCCAGAUGUUCGAUUCCGUUCGUCCGAACGUGUCCUCCUUCAGCACGUACUUUGUGUUCGCCAUUAAGCCCCGGGUUUCAGGUCAGGGCGGGUAUGGGAUCGCCUUCACCGUGGCCCCGAAGACCAAGUUCCCCGGGGCCCAGGCCGAGCACUACCUUGGCCUCUUCAACCCCACCACUGACAAGGAAACCUCGAACCACAUGCUCGUGAUCGAGUUCGACACUGUGAACGGGUACGGCGGAGGCUUGGAUAGAGAAGGGAACCAUGUGGGGAUCAACAUCAACGGGAUGGAUUCGAUCGCGACGGAGCCUGCUGCUUAUUAUAUUAAUGAUACUAACGUGAAGGACGACAUGAAGUUGGAGAGCGGAGAUCCGAUCCAGGCCUGGGUUGAGUAUGAUGCAAAGAGCAAACUUGUGCACGUCACGAUAUCGCCCAUUGAUGUUGAGAAGCCACUCAAGCCUCUCCUAUCCGCUACUAGAGACCUAGACGAUGUGUUCCUAGAGAAUAUGUACGUCGGGUUCUCCGCAUCCACGGGAAGCACAAGGAGCUUCCAUUACGUGUUAGGGUGGAGUUUCCGGUUGAACGGCUCUGCUCCAUCUCUUGAUCUCGCACGACUCCCUCUACCGCCAAAUGACAGUGGUCCGUCUUCUUCCUAUAGGCCCCAGAUCAUAGCCCUAAUAGCCUCUCUCUGUGUCAUAACGGUAUGCCUGUUAGGAAUUCUGAUCUUUUUUACAAUCAAAAGAAAGAUCAGGAAGCGGCGCCAGGGCCUUGAGGACUGGGAGUUGGACUGCCCUCACCGGUUCCAGUACAAGGACCUUCACACAGCAACAAAGGGUUUUAAGGAAAGCGAGAAGAUCGGGUCUGGGGGUUUUGGCUCCGUGUAUCGAGGGGUCUUGCCCGCUAAUAGGGGUGAGGUUGCUGUCAAAAAGAUCGUCGCUCGUAAAGAUUCGAUACAAGGGAUGAGAGAGUUUGUGGCGGAGGUCGAGAGCUUGGGGCGGCUCCGGCACAAGAACCUUGUGAACCUCCAAGGUUGGUGCAAGCACAAGAAUGAGCUCCUCCUCGUGUACGACUACAUCCCUUACGGGAGCCUCCACUCACUCCUCUUCAAUCGCCAAGACGGGUUCGUUUUGAGUUGGGACCACAGGUUCAACAUCCUGAAGGGAAUCGCCUCGGGAUUGUUGUACCUCCACGAGGAAUGGGAGCAAGUCGUGAUCCAUCGGGACGUGAAGUCGAGCAACGUGCUAAUAGAUGCAGACAUGAAUCCCCGACUCGGGGAUUUUGGCCUUGCGAGGUUGUAUGAUCACGGGCAAGAUUCACACACCACAAAUGUUGUUGGAACCAUAGGUUAUAUCGCGCCCGAGUUGGCCCGCACAGGGAAGGCUUCGGCGAGCUCUGACGUAUUUGCUUACGGUGUCAUGCUCCUCGAGGUGGUCACCAGAAGGCACCCGAUUGGAUCAGGACCCUUCAUAUUGGUCGAUUGGGUGAUGGAGUGUCACGAGCUCGGGCGAAUCCUCGAUGUGGUUGAUCAAAUGCUCAACUCGAUCUACGUAGUCGAGGAAAUGCAGCUAGUGCUGCUGCUGGGUCUACUGUGUUCUCAUCCUAAACCUGAGUCUCGUCCCACGAUGAGGCAAGUAGUUCGAUAUCUGAACCGGGACGAUCCACUUCCGCCUCUCAAUGACUUAGGCUCCGUGGAUUCCCGACGAAACAGUAUCAACGCGAGGUUCUUGGAAUUUCUUUCCUCAGAUACGACGACCACUACGUCCAAUGUAAUAUCUUCCAUGGGUGCUUUCUCCACUUCUUCUUUAGGUGCUGGUAGAUAGUAUAGGAAUGGAGUUCAAAGUCAGAAUGAUGAGAAAGAGAAACUGUACAUGUACAGGAAUUCUGCUCACACAUACAUUUAUUGCUUCAUUUUGAUGACACAUUUUCACAUUUUGAUUAUCUAGUAUCUCUUUUCUACUCUUUAGUGGAUCGAUUCGACUCGAACUGAAUUCGUUAAAGUACAUUAAUUUCCUAAACAUUAUUACUAGAUUUCUACAUGUAAGCCAUUUAUAGGAAGGAAACUUCUCUUCUUUUUAUU